Molecule: messenger RNA, 11789 nt
Organism: Wyeomyia smithii (pitcher-plant mosquito)
Lineage: Eukaryota; Metazoa; Arthropoda; Insecta; Diptera; Culicidae
Gene: Rim
Product: regulating synaptic membrane exocytosis protein 2
Exons: 22
Coding region: 1502-8533 (2343 amino acids)
Biological process (GO): positive regulation of synaptic transmission; regulation of synaptic plasticity; intracellular protein transport
Cellular component (GO): presynaptic membrane; cytoskeleton of presynaptic active zone
Molecular function (GO): small GTPase binding; transmembrane transporter binding
Source: RefSeq, a predicted model, not a curated record
GCCAGCAUUCCUUCGAUGAGUUGGGACGAAAUUGCAGAAAAGGAUCGUACAUCUGCGGGAAAGGCAGAGACCAGUCGUGUGGUCUCUGCAGAAAAAUAGUUUGAAUACGUGUUAUCGUCAGGAUUUUCGUGACUAUCGUGUGAUUAGUGUUAUAGGAUAGGCACAAGUGACGAAAUUGGUUGAAGAUUUUUAUCACAGAUUAACUUCGAACAUCACUGAGGAUAGAAAAAUGUCGAAAAGUUUGGCGAACUCGCAAUUCGCAUUCGAUUACGACGCGCUGCUCUGCUGAUGGAUCCGCGGAAUGAAGACGUGUGGUAGUGUGUAGCGUGGUGGAAUGUGUGAGUGUCAAUGUGUCGGCUGGUGGGGCAGAGAAAAGCUUUUGUGUGCAGCCCGUGAAAAUUUUCUCGGUUUUUCACCAACAUACUGGAAGCGGAAUCCAAAUGUGUGUCCCGAUAAAUUGGCUUUUUUGGCAGGAAAAAUUUGAAAAGUGUACAAAUUUUACCGAAACAUUCCGGAUUAACGUGUGCUGUAUCUUUUGCGAAUGAAAAAAGUGAAAUUCGGCAGCAGGAAAAUUGUUAAAAGCUCGAAGAAGGUCGAUCUUCAAGUGUCGACGAAGAAAAAAGAUGGAGAGUAGAGGAAAGAAUCAAUCUGCAUGUGUUUUUUUUUCGUUGAAAAAUGAAUAAAAUAAUGGUGAAAAAUAUACAAUUGGUUCAGGUUGCCGUUCAGCGUACAUAUUUAAGCAUGGAAGAUGCGUUUGACAACCUUAUCGGAAUUGAAUCAUGAAUCAAAAACCAGCUGUGAAAUGGAACUGAUAUCGAAGCUUUAUCCACCAUAGCAUACAAUGGCCACCUUACUGGUGUUACCAGUAUGCUGUUGCACCGCUGUGCCAGUGACGAGGAGAAUACAUAAAUGAGGAAGUACAAUCGAAUGCACCUAUUCGGGGAAACAGUAAAAAUGUUCACUAAAACCAACCGCGAUAUUCGUUUCUCAAGUGUAGCUAACGGUGAAGACAAUGACAACGCUAGCAGCGAAUACCAAUUUUCAAAAUGUGAAACAAAACUGAAAAAAUACAAAGUGACAUACUCCGAUGAAUUCCCAUCGGUGGUAAGCGAGAUCAAUGACGGUAGGAACAGAGUGAACAAUAGCGCAAACAACCGUAGAUAUUUCCUAUAACGAUAGUUUUCUGAACCGGAAAUAGGCGUAGUCGCAUUUAGUGUGUACAUAGUGCGAAACUGAGAGGAUCUGGUCGAGAUAGUACCAGCCGAGCAUUUGCGGAAUAAUAACGAAAUAGAUCAUAAGUAAUAGUUAAAAAAUAGUGCUUCAUUAAUGUUUUGCGAAGUAGUCCAUACCCAACAGCGCAUAGUGAGAGCUAGGUGAUAAUUUAAUUGACAACACAAACCAGCUGAUUUAAACUUACACAGUGAUAACUACGAAUAAGAUACCCAAACUGUGAAAUACGCUAGAUAUCGUAUUUCGGUUCAACAACUAGGACAUUACCAAAAUGGCCGAUAUGCCUGAUUUAUCUCAUCUGACACAGGAGGAACGAGCGAUAAUCGAAAAUGUUAUGCUCCGGCAGCGACAGGAGGAGGAGCGGGAGAACGAGAUCAUGCGGAGGAAACAAGACGAGGUGGCGACGCUCGUUGACUCGAUUAGACAGAAAUCUGAGCAGCAGAAGAAGGCAGGCGUCGAGCUGGAAGCGACCUGUCAUAUUUGCCUCAAAACAAAGUUUGCGGAUGGCAUCGGGCACAUCUGCAAUUAUUGCAACAUACGUUGCUGUGCCAAAUGUGGAGGCAAAGUCACGCUGCGCAACAACAAGGUGAUAUGGGUGUGUAUUGUGUGCCGAAAGAAGCAGGAAUUGUUGUCCAAAACCGGCCAAUGGAUAAACAAGAGCACCAGCCCAGAUGGCGUUGCUCGUCGGAUCGAGGGAGACCCAAGGAGUCUUUCCCAUACAACGCUGGAUCCGCACGACCCAUCGGACAAACGACCAAAACUAGAGCGCGCACGAAGUGCAGCAGAGAAGGAGAACGAUCCGAUGAUGCGUACGGGAGGGCAACUCCGUCGUCAGUAUUCGCAACAAGAUGUACCUCCAAGGCGGAUGUCUCAGUCCGACAGUGGGGUGGAUAUUUCAACCGGGCCACAUCAAACAAGAUUACCCAUACCGCGUAUGCAUUCUCAGGCUAUGCAACAGCAAAGUCCGUACGGUCAGUAUGCACAACAUCCGGGUCUUCCGCAACCACCGGUACAAACGACACCGUACGGACGGCCCCAGGCGCACAUGAAUACCCAAUUACAUACCACGCGUUCCACCGGCAAUGUAGGAAUAGGUGGGUAUGGCCAAGACGAUCCAAGUUAUUACCAGGGUGAAAUCGAAGACCUUAUGCGGGCCCAUCCACACUUGGUGCAUCCUAGACAGCAGCAGCACUAUGCUGAGUCGAUGCAGUCUGCGGCUCCGAGCUACGGUAGCGGAAGCAGCAGCGGUAUUGUGCUGUCGGCUGAGCCCAUAAAAAAGCACAAACGCCCAAUGGGUGGACCCUACCUUCCACAGCAGCGAUCUUUCAGCAGUUCCGAUGAAGACAUCCGAUCAACACCGGAGUACGAAGCCGGGCAUCAAAGACAGUAUUUUGAUAAUCACUCUCGACUGAACCCAAGCCUAACUGAUUAUCGAACGAGAAAGCUGGAUGUCCAACAAAGAAAUAACUAUAAUCGAACCAACCACAAUCGGUACCAAAGCCAGCAGACGCACUUGCAUAGUCAGCAGCCGCUACCGCAGGUAGUGGUUGCCGAUAGCACCAUUACUUCUUCGGCGUACGAUAACAAUAAUCACCACCACAGUAGUAGUCAUCAUCACCAUACUCACCAGCCAGUGCCGCAAACCAAUCAAGUUCAUAAUAGCCAAUAUCAGUAUAUACAACAGAACAGUCGGUAUAACGCUAGCACUGCUGGCAGUGACCAGCCGGACCCAUAUUGGGAUGAUCCGGCCGAUAGCAGACGGUUUACCGAGCGAAGAAAGAAAACGGUGAGGUUCGAUGGGCAAGAAUCCGAUGAUUGGGGACGAUGGGAAUCGGAACGUCAGGGCAGCCAGGAUUCAGCCACUAAGGACUCUGGAAUCGACACUAGCAGCACAUUCACUAGUAGUGAAGACUCAAACCGAGGCGAUGGUCCCAAGAAUCCAGUUAGUUGGCAAGUGUCAGCAGAUGGCAGUCGUAUGACUAGUCAUAUGGUACUGCAAAGAAAUAUUGACGGCGAAGACGUUUUAGGACUCAAAGUACGAGGUGGUCAGGUACUACCGAACGACGCAACGAUCGUUGAACAAGUACAGCGCGGUUCGAUUGCAGAUCAGGAAGGACACAUUAGGCCAGAGAGCUACGAGCGCCGUGAUAAACCGAGCGUUCUAGUAACGUCACCGGGCUCACCGGAUUUGCAUAGCGUUCGAAAUUAUUCCACCAAUAUUCGCUAUCCGAACAGAUUGACACCGGCAGCGACAGUUGUACCACAGGAAAACAGCGUCGGUGGGCGGGUUCAGAUAAAAUUAGGCUUCGAACCGAGUUCCUUGCAGCUGAUCGUGACCAUUGUGUGCGCCGCUGGACUAGUAUCCAGGCUGAAUGGCGCGGCACGAAAUCCAUACGCCAAAAUUUGCUUGCUUCCUGAUCGAAGUGAGAAAUCCAAACGGCGAACGAAAACACUAGCUUUAACAAACGAUCCUCGCUGGGGCCAAACUUUCGUGUACGAAGGCUUGCGAAGAGCUGAUCUUCAGAAUCGUCUUUUCGAGGUUACAUUAUGGGACUACGUCCGUUACGGGGCAAAUGACUUUUUGGGAGAAGUGAUAAUCGAUUUGGCCACGCAUCCGUUGGACGAUGAACCAGAAUGGUACAUACUGCAGCCGCACCAGGAGUCCAUACGAGAAACUUUGCGUAGAGACGAUAGAGAACCAGGCAACGAAUUGGAUAUGAUUUUAACCCCGACCGAUCAUUUAUCGCCACCGAGCACCACUUCAAGGUUGAGUGACUCAGACACGACUUCCGAAUGCGAUAUAGAUGGUCUGAUGACUGGACGUGACGGCGCUAGCGUAUCAUCACUAGGAAGUUCAUCAAGUCCUCCACCAGAGGUCGAUCUACAGGAGCGAAGGUCACGCCGUGAUAUGUCGCCACAAGGCCGAAAGCGUGCGGCUGGUAUGGUAGCAAAGGAUUAUCGAACAGUGUCCGGUGUCGGACAAGGUUUUCACAAUCAAAUGAGUAAUGAGACAUCAUCUUCCUACCGGCGGAACGGGACGAUGGCACUGAAUCAACGGAGUCAGUCUGCGGCACCAAGCGAAAACUAUCGGGACGAUCGUCGGGGUUCGCUAUCACCACAAGAUGAUAGAUAUACCGAAUAUCCAGUUCUUCCAUUACACCAGUAUGCGCCAAGAUUUCAAUCGCGGUCUGCUACAGCGACACCAACUGGUUCCCCGAAGAAACGACAAUUACCACAAGUACCUCACGUGUCACGAAAUGCGGCAAUGCGAGAGCGAUUUAUACAGGACUUUGAGGAGCGCAGUGGGGGACGUUAUGCUCGGCACCGGGGUCGUCAGGGCCACCAUCAACCAACUUACAGAAGUACGGGAAUGGGAGGAUGGGAGCGUCAUUAUUCAGGACUUUCUGACAGCGAUCUAACGACACACUCAUUAGAAAGUAGAAUUAGACCUAGAAACUCGUUAUCUCCGGAUAAAGAUUUCAUGGGUGAUUUUGGCGACUCCGACAUGGAGUCGGUAGUUAGUGUUUCUUCAAGUGCUUUUUCAACUCAAUCGGAACGACCACGUGGAUCAAAAGGGUUAAGGAGUUUCCGUGAUAGGCGUCGUCAGUAUCGAAAUCUUCCGCCGGGUUGGGCAACCACUUCUUUGUGUGCACUUCCAAGUGAAAGCCCGUUGGAACCAACUGAAAGCAAGAAGCAAUUUACCUCUAAACUUCCUGAACUUCCUCAGUCUAAAGUUAUGCUUCCAAAACCCGAUGUAGUUUCCAGUGCUAAUAUAUCAUUAUCAAGUGAUUCAGCUUCUUGUAUUCCCAAGGUUGCUAAAAACGAAAACACAUUCAGCCCUUCUCUCAAAACUAUCAAAUCCCUUCCUGAAAUCCUAAAAACUAAAUACUUUAGCGAACAAUGUAUCACAAUUCAACCCGAGCCGAGUACUAUUCAAAGCUUCGUAAAAAAACCCGGUAGUACCAACGCCAUGACAACGUCCUUAAACCUUUCGAACACUUCAGCACUCGAAGCUCCGUCACUUGGAUUCAAAACACAAUCGGUUCCAUACUUUGACAAUCAAAUGUCUACAUCCUUACAAGAGGAUGCGUUCUAUGAUAGUCCAACUUUACACGAACAAACCAGAUUCCGGCGUCCACAGCGGAUCGCACGAUCAAAUACUUCGGAGCCAUGUCUCACUACGAUAGAUGCAGUGCGUCAAAUGCAUAGAAACAAAAUACGAAAUCAAUCAAUUUCUAUAUCCAAUCGUUCGAUACCACACGAGAACAACAUCAAUCCUUCUUCCACUAGUCAAAUUGUGCUCAAGUCUGCGUUCUCAGAUUAUAAUGUACCAGGCAGCAUAACUUACGAGCAGAACAACUCUCAACCCGGUAAUGUUUGCAUUUCCAAUGUUUAUGGUCCGAAUGCGGCGAUCACAUGUAUUCGAAGCAGCACGGAAAACUUGGGUGAAAGCAAUAUUCUCUAUGCCAGUUCACAGACCGGUACAGUGUGCGAAAUUGCGGCACCAGAUAUGCAGUUCCGAUCGUCAAUUGGAAAUCCAACUGACUUCAAAUCUCUUUUUCCAAGUUCUACGUUGGUUUCCAUGUUGGCACCGAGCUUGGUUGAACCAAUUAUCGACGAGUACGACGUUAGCGAAUUGGAAACCGAUCCUGAAAUGAUAUUGAAGAACCCAGCAGAGAUAUUGAAGUCGCCUAGUGAGCCUCCCUUUUACGGGCGAACCGAAAUAGGUUUCAAGGAUCCAUACCCUGGUAGUUCACCGUCAAGAACGAAACACAGACUGGGACGAUCGCACUCGUUGGUUACGAGGGAUCAUAUUAUCGAUAUUGAUUAUGACUCGGACACUGGGUACAAGACUCGAAGUGUGCUCAAGAAUGUAAUCACGAGCAGAGCAGCUGAGAAAGGUUAUCGUAAAAGAACCAAAUCAAUGAACUUCGAUGAUCACCGGGACUGUAACUAUACUGCGUUUGGCUCAAAAUCCAGCCUGGACAAAUGCAAUAUGACAUUGGAUAUUGUUAAAAAUUUGGACGAAAUGAGUGAUACAGAGUACGAACAGUUCGCACAUAUCAGAAACAAGAAACAUUCUAAUAACUCUCAUGUGAGCAAGUCCAACCAAAGUAGUGAAAAAUCAGUACCUGGAAAGAGCAGGAAUGCGAGAAGUGAGAAGCUCAAAUCUAAAGAUGUUGAUUCAGCUAGUGACGAGUCGAAGCCCGGAAAAACGGUUGUGAAUAAAAUGAAAACUGAAAGUAGUGUUUUAUAUAGCAGUAACGAAUCAAUCAAAUCAAUCAUUGAAGAAGUUCGCCAGGAUCUUUUGGGUAGGCCAACAAACCGGCGAUAUUUAGGUGACGAAAGUCCAACCACGGUUUUAACUCGAAGCCGUUCGUCUAGUGAUGGAGAGUUGAAUCGUUUGGGUGAAAAGAAUUAUAGAAAUGAGAGUUUUAGACAACACCCAUCAAUGCACAGAAUGGAUAGCUAUGAAAAAGAAGAGGCGAGUAACGAACGACCUCGUGGUAGGAGAAGGGAUGAUGUUGCUCGUAAAAGAGACUUCUAUUCUUCUGAUCAUCGACUCGGGCGCGGUUCAAAGUUGACGCAUUGCAGAGAUACGUAUUGUACUGACUUCGAAGACGAAGCCUCCGAUAAUGACGUGUUCGAAAGUUCAUUUUCCAGAAGAAAAAAUUCAUCAUUCGACGAGAAAAAACACGGUAUGGGUAGAUCUCGGUUGCAUAGCCGGUAUGCUAGCAGCUUAGAAGAUGUUAAUCAUUUUCUGUCCGAUAAGCAACAUGAUAAUUGUGAUACCACUAGGCACAGCUCAGUUAGUAUUAACGAAAAGCCUGAAUAUUUCGAAUAUAGCAAAUCCCCUUCAUCUUCACAAUCCCGAUCUAGUAGUAGUAUUAACGCUAAUAACACAUCUGCUAUUUCCACAUCCUCUAAUGGCAUUGCCUUGCUGCAAACCGAACCAAAACGGACUUCGUUGAAACAUCGCCCGGCUGAUACGUCGUCCUCAACGAAAUCCUUACAAACUAAUGACCCCGGUAACAGUGAUUAUGAUGUGAGAGAUCGAGGUCGAUACGGGCACAACGGAGGACGAGAUGCGUAUCGACGGCGUGAUCGCGAUCGUAACAGUAGUGAUCAUGAGCGGGACCGUGAUCUGAGUGACCGAGAACAACGCGAAACCCGGGAGCGUACCGAUUUGGAUCGAAGUCUUUCUAACAAUGAGGGUACACCCGAGGAUAAAAUAGAUUUCGCCAACUAUUCCGCAGACGGUAGCCUAAGUGAUACAGCCGUGAUACAGAGUCUGGACUCGCGGCGCAAACUGGAUCAACGAUCGCCCAAGAGUGAAACCCCAACGAGGGACCGCGAACGCUUUGGAGCCGGUAUGGGAAAGAAAAGUAACUCCACUUCGCAAUUGUCGGCAACAGACCAAGGAAUAUCGCCAUCAUCCUCGUCGUCCACAUCACAACGCAAGCGGUCUUCAGCCGGCUCGAUCCAACGAUCGGUCGAGGUGACACCGAUUCCAUCACAGUCGUCGGCCUAUGGCGCCGGAAGUUUACAUUCAAUCUCUAGCUCCGAGGGCUCCUCGUGGUCACCAUUGCUUCGGGUGGCCGGUGAUACGGGACCUUUAUCGGACUUCAUCGAGGGCUUGGGACCAGGACAACUCGUUGGACGCCAGGUACUGGGUGCUCCUGCCUUAGGUGAUAUUCAACUUUCUAUGUGCUAUCAAAAGGGUUCCUUAGAAGUUGAAGUGAUAAGAGCGAGAGGAUUGCAGGCACGUCCUGGCUCAAAAGUACUUCCAGCGCCUUAUGUUAAAGUGUAUUUAGUUUCCGGUAAAAAAUGUAUAGAAAAAGCUAAAACAACGACUGCUAGGAAAACGUUAGAUCCAUUAUAUCAACAACAAUUAGUUUUUAGAGAACCAUUUGCUGGCUGCAUACUACAGGUGACGGUGUGGGGUGACUACGGGCGAAUGGAGGGCAAAAAAGUGUUCAUGGGUGUAGCUCAAAUAAUGCUGGACAACCUAAACUUAUCACACAUAGUCAUCGGAUGGUACAAACUGUUUGGAACCACAUCACUGGUCAGUGGACCACCUAGUUUGGGUCUAUCUAGGCGAUCCUCAAUUGCAUCACUCGAUUCACUUAAGCUUAAUAAUAACCUCGAAAAACCUCAAAAUGAUUUUCAUCGGCGUACCUACUUUCUGGUUUACAAGAUCCGUAUCCUUGUUUUAAGUAAACUCCAAACCGCGUUAGUUAGUUCUAAGAAGCCAACAACAGACCGUAACUGCAAAAUGUUCCAGUAUAGGAGACUAGAGUAAAACAUUACUAUAAAAAAAUUCAGUGAAGGAAAGAAACAAAAACCAAAAAAAAUCAUCAACCAACACAGACACACACACAGGAAAACGAAGAGCGAGAGCAAUUUUCAGAUUCUGAUUCGCGUAUUUAUCAGUAAAACGUACAUCUAAGGCAAAAUGAAACUCAAAUCUGUGAAUUUAUUAAAAAUAAUAUAUAAAGCAGUAAUGAUACAAUUCAUAAAUUAACUUGCAGCAUCAGAAAUUUCACGACAAGGAAAGUCACAACUACUUUGUAAAAAAUGAAACAAAUAAUCAAGCCUUCCAUUAUAUUUAUGAAACAAGGAACGUUUAAUUAUUAUUAAUCAAUUUAUUGAAACAAAACUCUUGACAUUGUAAAUGCACAUGCUCCUACAAAUACGUCAUUCUUACUCAUUUUAUUCAAGUUCCAACAAAACAAAUAUAACGAAAGAAAUACGUUCACUCAAAAAUAAUUUUCGCCAAAUUAACACGCAUUUCAUGUAAUUUUCUCUUACCUAUUUCCCAUUAAUCUCAUAAGUCUAGAAUUCAAGCAAAAGAAAAAUCGAAAGCCAUCAAGUAUAGCUGGUGGUAUAGGACAGGAAAAAAAAACAGAACUUUUUCACGAACAAGAUGCAAGCAAACUCAUGAGCAAGCAAAUUUGUAAAUCUAUUACGACAGCUAACCGAGAAGAGAAAAAAAAACUGUAAAUAAUACUUAUAUCUAUAGAUCAAAUCAAACAAAAUGAGAGACGAAAAACAAAUAAAGCAAACAACAAAAAAAAAAAAAGAGAACAAAACCACUCAUUAACUCAUUUAUCGAAAAGAGGGGAAAACAAAAUUGAAAAAUCGAUACACAUGAUUUUUGCCUUAGACUCCUACCAAAAACUAAAAUAAAAUCUCUAGGGAAGAGUGUAUGAGAGAAAUGCCAGAGUAGUCAGAAGCAAAAACUGGGUUAAAUUUAUCACACACGAAUGCUCUAAUGUAUUUACCCUCGGGAUUUAUCCUACGAUUAAUUCUAAAAAAUCAUCAUAGCUUUUCACCAAGUAUGCACGAAACCUUUGUUUUGAUUUUCACUUCAUUGUGUUAUCGACCUUCACUUGGAAGGUUUCUAUGCAUUAUAGAAACAAAAUGCUUCAAAAAGUAAUUUAGUAGGAAAAAAAAUUUAAAUUUCAAGUUUCAAAAUUGCUUCUAUCUAAAAAAUACUUCUGAUGAAUUUCGAAAGGUUGAUUUCUAGUUGAACUCAUUGAAAUGAUUUUUUUCUCAAAUAUAUUCAAUCUAAUUUACACUUGAAACAUUAAUUUGAAUCUCGAUCGAGUAACUCCUUGACACAUCUCAAGAUCCUAGCAACAACUGGAACUUUAUCGAACUGCGAUCGGGGGCGAAAUGGCAUUUCACAAAUGACGAAAACGAACAACUUUAAAGUAAAAAUAUUUAUCUUUAAACAAAACACAAGCCAAAACCAUAUCUUUAAUAUAAGAAAUCUUUAACGAUUAAUUUACAUAAAUAAAUUGAAAAAUAGCAACACAACUUAAACGUAAUCAACAAUAAUUUCAGUAAUUACUUAAACGAAAGCUUAUUGGGAAUUGAGACAGAACUUUUAUUAUCGACCAGCGCAUACGCUCUAGAAGGGUUUCGAUGAAAUGUGGACGUUUUCUGUACCAAAACUUGCGGACUCUGUACGAAACACAGUCAUCGCGUUGUCAAUAGGAAAAUUAUAACGAAAAGUGAAAUAAGAUUCACUCUAAAAUGGAACAAAUUAUUGACAGGGCAUCGCCAGGAAAUUACUUUUUGUUGGACAGAUUUUCAACACACGGUUACAGCUUGCACGGUAACAUUUACAGUAUCAGCACAGAUCAUAUCACAACGAUAUAAAAAAAGGAACUCGUUUUGACUUCAAUCAAACAUGACAUUGAAGACGAACCAUAUUAAGUAUUUACUUUGGACAUUUGACAAUCGAAGGCUUAAAAUAGGAGCGUAUUUUAAUUACUAAAAAAAAUUGUGGUUUGGUUUGGACUUCUCGUGUGUGUAUCAAAACAACGAAGGUUUGAUAAUUGCUUCUCAAAUAAAUUUAAUUUGACAACAAUUUGUUAACAAAUCAGAAUCCUUACAAACUGCUUACUUCUGUAAUGGAAACAUUUGUGCGCAUUUUGGAUCCGUCCGUUGAUUCUCGCAAAUUGUUACGACACAAAGUUUUGCUUUAUUUUCAAGUUUAAGAUAAAAUUCGCCACUUAACAUAGUCUAACUUGUUUCAGCACUUUUCAGAUGCGGCGCCCAUUUCGCUUUGAAUGUAUAGCUCUAUUGUUAUUAACCUUAAUUUCUAUCGAAGAUUUCAUUAGAAUUACAACUAGGGAGGAAUGUAUGCUUGUUAUGGAGUUGACAGAAAAAAAACUGAAACCAAAUGCAUUGGUAAUAAAGAAGAGAACAUUCAAAAUAUACGGAUAACUAAUGGCCUAUUGAUUGUAGAUAAUUUAGUUUCUGAACCUUGACGAGAUAUAAUUUCGCAGAAUCGGUUGAGAAAACACUGCGGAAAAGGAAAGUGAGAAGAAUGAUUAUUGGAUUGCUCUCACCAAGUAAAACCCUUUGACGUUUCUUGUCACUCUUCUGUAUCUCGCACACAUUAACCAAUAACAUUUCACUUCACAACCAGCAAAAGUUGUUAAAUGACUAUCAAACUUAGAUUCGACUGCAAAUCAGCUCCAGUUUCUACGCAUGUACGGAGCGACUAUUUACUCGUUGAACAUGUCAAACAUCUGAAAUGCUGUACACUUUUAGGAUUGUUACUUAAAUCAAACGAAAACCUACUAACCGGGUGAAGAGCGUGGGGAGAAUGUUCAGGUGGGAACUCAGUGAGAAUAUUUGUAUAAAUUGGAAACGAUAAAUUUUAUUUAUUUCAUAAGGGAUACGUAUUAACUAAGCAACUAUUCAACCGCAAUGGUAAUCCAGACAAAAGCAAGAAUGGGGACAGUAAACCAAAAUAUAUUAAUUUAAUAGAAUUAAUUUAUAUACAUACGAAAAUGAUCAGAACGAUUGAAGUAAUGCGCGACUACAAAAAAAUUCAAACUAGAGUCGAAAGGAGGCGUCAAACAAAAAGAAAAAAAAUAAAACAAAAAUGGACAUAAUUUAAGAGAAUAUUGUAAAUUAAAAUUUCUAUUAUUAUUAAACCAUAUAUAAAUAUACUGAAAAUAUAUAUUAAAAAUGUAUCCCCUCUCGGCUAAGGAAAUGUCGAGAAACGACAAUAAAACUGUGAAAAUUGAAAAACGAAA